CAGUGAUGAUGAUAAGAUUAGCUUCUAUUAAUCACCGUAGAACUUAGAGAGGAGGGUGAGGAGUUAUGUCCGGCCUUUCCUGUCUCAUCCUCCGACUGUGCCCUCUUUACCCUGUAGACUCUGGCCCUCCCUAGGGACACAAGGACAGGCUUUGUGCCAGGCUUGGAUGCGGGUAGGACAGAGAACACUCAGAAGAAGUUCCUCAAACCUGUGUCUCAGAGAUGAGAGCUCAGGAGGACCCCAGGAGCCCAACACAGCAUGAGUCCCUGGGUUCAGGUUCAGCAGAGACUUCCACCAGGGACCAGCAGACACCCUUGACCAUGGAGCCCAAGUUUGACAUGUUGUACAAGAUUGAGGAUGUGCCACCAUGGUACCUGUGCAUCCUGCUGGGCUUCCAGCACUACCUGACAUGCUUCAGCGGCACCAUCGCCGUGCCCUUCCUCCUGGCCGAGGCGCUGUGUGUGGGCCGCGACCAGCACAUGGUCAGCCAGCUCAUCGGCACCAUCUUCACCUGCGUGGGUGUUACCACUCUCAUCCAGACGACAGUGGGCAUCCGGCUGCCUCUGUUCCAGGCCAGUGCCUUUGCAUUUCUGGUUCCAGCCAAAGCUAUCCUGGCCUUGGAGAGGUGGAAGUGUCCCCCAGAAGAGGAGAUCUAUGGUAACUGGAGUAUGCCCCUGAAUACCUCUCAUAUCUGGCAUCCUCGGAUUCGAGAGGUCCAGGGUGCGAUCAUGGUGUCCAGCAUGGUGGAGGUGGUGAUUGGGCUGAUGGGGCUGCCCGGGGCCCUGCUCAGCUACAUUGGGCCUCUCACGGUCACCCCCACCGUCUCCCUCAUUGGUCUCUCUGUUUUCCAAGCUGCUGGUGACCGAGCUGGCUCCCAUUGGGGCAUUUCAGCUUGCUCCAUUCUACUGAUCGUCCUGUUCUCCCAGUACCUACGCAACCUCACCUUCCUGCUGCCCAUCUACCGAUGGGGCAAGGGCCUCACCCUCUUCCGCAUCCAGAUCUUUAAGAUGUUUCCGAUCGUCCUGGCCAUCAUGACCGUGUGGCUGCUCUGCUACGUGCUGACCCUGACGGACGCGCUACCCGCCGAUCCCACAGCCUAUGGCUUCCAGGCACGAACGGAUGCCCGAGGGGACAUCAUGGCGAUCUCACCCUGGAUCCGCAUCCCCUACCCGUGCCAGUGGGGACUACCCACAGUGACGGUGGCCGCAGUUCUGGGAAUGUUCAGCGCCACCCUGGCAGGCAUCAUCGAGUCCAUUGGUGAUUACUAUGCUUGUGCCCGGCUGGCUGGGGCACCGCCCCCUCCAGUACAUGCUAUCAACAGGGGUAUUUUCACUGAAGGCGUCUGCUGCAUUAUCGCCGGGCUACUGGGCACAGGCAACGGUUCCACCUCAUCCAGCCCCAACAUUGGGGUCCUAGGGAUCACUAAGGUGGGCAGCCGCCGAGUUGUGCAGUAUGGUGCAGGCAUCAUGCUAAUCCUGGGUGCCAUUGGCAAGUUCACAGCCCUCUUCGCCUCACUCCCAGACCCCAUCCUGGGAGGAAUGUUCUGCACCCUCUUUGGUAUGAUCACCGCCGUGGGACUGUCCAAUCUGCAGUUUGUGGACAUGAACUCUUCCCGGAACCUCUUUGUAUUGGGGUUCUCUAUGUUCUUUGGCCUCACGCUGCCCAAUUACCUGGAUUCCAACCCAGGUGCUAUCAACACAGGCAUUCCUGAAGUGGAUCAGAUCCUAACUGUGCUGCUGACCACGGAGAUGUUUGUUGGCGGGUGCCUUGCUUUCAUACUGGACAACACAGUGCCAGGGAGCCCAGAGGAAAGAGGCCUGAUACAGUGGAAAGCUGGAGCCCAUGCCAACAGUGACACGUCAGCCAGUCUGAAGAGCUAUGAUUUCCCCUUUGGGAUGGGCAUGGUCAAAAGGACUGCCUUCUUCAGAUACAUUCCUAUCUGCCCAGUCUUCAGAGGGUUUUCUAAACAGUCAAAAACCCAGCCUCCAGUUCUGGAAGACACUCCAAACACCACGGAAACUGGGUCUGUGUGCACCAAGGUCUGAGACCAACCAGGAAAGGUGAUACUGGAUGUAACAGGAAAAGAAAACUACACAGGACACAGAAGACCUGAGUUGGAAAUCUCAACUCUGCCUGUUCCAAACUUCUGUGUAAGCUUGGACAAAUCAGCCUCUUGGAGACUCCAUUUCCACAUCAGCUUAGAAAACAACGAAGAGUAGGCCACAUUCUCUAAGCACUCUAGAGACUCAUACCAGCAUUAUUCUGUUCCUCACUUCUCCUUUCCUAAGCAUACCUGUCAAUGUAAAGGAAAAAGAGCUGGAAAUUCUCUACAUUUGAGUUGGGAGUUGAUAAAAAAGAAACCAGGAGAUUCCAGGGGUAACUGUAGACAUGCAGAUAGGCUCUUUUUUUUUUUUUUUUAAUUGAAUUCCAAUGUCAUGUAUUUUAAGACCAAAA
Messenger RNA from Peromyscus maniculatus bairdii (prairie deer mouse), 2454 nucleotides. It is a transcript of the gene Slc23a1, whose product is annotated as solute carrier family 23 member 1. Gene Ontology annotation, biological process: transmembrane transport. Lineage: Eukaryota; Metazoa; Chordata; Mammalia; Rodentia; Cricetidae. Gene Ontology annotation, molecular function: transmembrane transporter activity. Gene Ontology annotation, cellular component: membrane. The record is from RefSeq and is a predicted model, not a curated record.